Camponotus floridanus (Florida carpenter ant) is the source of this 1148-nucleotide messenger RNA. RefSeq names its product uroporphyrinogen-III synthase (gene Uros1). Gene Ontology annotation, molecular function: uroporphyrinogen-III synthase activity. NCBI's taxonomy places the organism in Eukaryota, Metazoa, Arthropoda, Insecta, Hymenoptera, Formicidae. The record is from RefSeq and is a predicted model, not a curated record. Gene Ontology annotation, biological process: uroporphyrinogen III biosynthetic process. Bases 209 to 1015 code for a protein of 268 amino acids. The transcript has 3 exons.
GGAAAGCACCAAAUGACUGCAGUCAAGACUGAACUAUGAAUGCUCCGAAACAUGAUUCUAUCUUUAUUCUUAUGGAAUGUAGAACAAAGAUAGAAUGAUGUUUGAAAGCAUCCAGAGCGUCUUCCCGACCGCAGCCAAUGACAAGCAAAGAUAGAAAUUAUAUUUAAUUUUAAUUGGAUAAAUCACAGUAUACUGUAUUGCUCAUAUAAUGCUCGAGAAUAAUAAAAUAGUGGUAUUAUGUAAAGGAUUGUCUGAAAUUAGCGAUAAACAGGAAAUGUAUAUAAAGACGUUAGAAUCUGCUGGUUAUACUUGCGAAUAUUUACAAACAUUGCAAUUUGAAUUUGUAAAUAUUUCAGAAUUGCGAGCAUGUCUGUCAACAGCAGAGAAAUAUAGUGGUUUAAUAUUAACGAGUCCACGUACGGUUGAAGCUAUUUCAUUGGUGGUAAAAAAAGAUGUAAAUAUUCUAUAUUCUUGGCAACAGAUACCGGUAUACUGUAUAGGACUUGCAACUGAUUCUCUCGCAAGAAAUCAACUUAAUCUGCAACAUUGUAUCGGUAGUGAAUCUGGUAAUUCAAAGCAAUUAGCUGAAAGGAUUAUUCUUGAUAUAAAAAAAGAUUCAAAACCAUUAUUGUAUCCAUGCAGUGACAUUGCACGAGAAACUAUAGCAUGUAUUCUUAAUGAUAAUGGAGUUACAAUACAAAAAAUUGUGGUUUAUAAAACAUUAGCGAGUGAAUUAUUAGAGCAGGAUUUAUCAAAAAUACUUAAAAAAUCUCCUAGCAUUUUUGUUUUUUUCAGUCCAUCUAUAGUAGAACACAUUACAACACAAUUUAAAAGAAACUCUUAUGAUAUAAAAAAUAUAAAAGCAGUAGCAAUAGGUCCUGUGACAAAACAUGCAUUAAUUAAUUCUGGUUUUAACGUAUAUACCACUGCAGAUAAACCGGAACCGGAAGCUUUGUUGCGCGCGAUCACAACUGCUGAACGUUUGGAAAAUUUAACUGAAAGCACUUUAUGCUAAUGCUUAAUAUAAUAUUAAUAUUAUUUAUUGCUAAUAAUCUCAAUACAUGUUAAAUCUCUGUUUUUUCGCAAAUCAUUGUCUAUUUAUAUAAACAAUAGAACAGAGAUGCAGAUAGACAAGUAAAACUUUUAAU